Messenger RNA from [Candida] anglica, 971 nucleotides. The record is from the annotation of a GenBank genome assembly. NCBI's taxonomy places the organism in Eukaryota, Fungi, Ascomycota, Pichiomycetes, Serinales, Debaryomycetaceae.
AAACCAUACAAAUGCCUCAGCCUAUUGCCUUGGUUACCGGGGCUUCUUCCGGAAUUGGAUAUGCUAUUAGUAUUGAACUUGCUAAGCGUGGCUUCAAAGUUUACGCAGGUGCUCGUCGUAUGGCGCAGUUGCAAAAACUCAAGGACUACAAAAUUAUUCCAAUUGAGCUUGAUAUCACUUCUUUAGAGAGUGUACAAGGUGCUAGAGAUAUAAUUGCACUGGAUAAUGACCAUUUAGAUGUUCUUUUCAACAAUGCAGGAGUCAUUGGAGAUGGCCCCGCUAUGGAGGUAUCCGAUAAAGACGUACAAUACUGUAUGGAAGUGAAUUUCAAUUCACAAGUUAGGGUUACUCGGGAGUUUUCUCCUUUGGUAAUGAAGUCAAAGGGUGUAAUAGCUUUUACAGGUAGUACUGCUGGACGCGUUAUUCUCCCAUUUGGCUCUGUAUAUUCUGCGUCAAAAGCCGCCCUUUGUGCUUAUGCCAACACUUUGGCCUUUGAGGUAGAGCCAUUCGGUGUCAAGGUUGUUAACUUUAUAACUGGAGGGGUGAAGACGAGCAUGACUGUCGAAAGCUCGAAGCCUUCACUUCCAAGUGGCUCGGCAUAUAUUGUUAAUGGGGUGGAUCUUCUUCGUCUGAGUAGAGAUAACCUCGACCCUUCGUCACUUAUGGAAGCAGAAACAUACGCUACAAAGGUUGUCGAUGAUAUUGAAUAUGCAUUAAAAGGCAAGAGUUUUCUUCCUGGUAAUUACUUCGUCUCUUUCAGAGGUGGAGCGUCUACAACGGUGAAAAUCCUCACGGAUUAUUUCCCAAGAGCCUUGUGUGCUUUUCUUUUCCUUAACUUAUUCAAGUUGAAGGAACCGUUUAAAGAAAUCCAAAGGAAAGCAAAUUAGCUUAUACUAACUCAGUUGAUUUAUAUAAUGUGUUGUAUUUUUAACUUUAUCUAUAAACUUUUUGUUCUUUUUCAUGUAAAUCUU